AGGAACUAUUAAUAUCGGGCUGAAUUAACAAUUAACAAAUUUUAAGUUGAAUUUAUUUGAGUGAAAUGAAUUGUUAAUGAAAAUUGCAGGUUUAUUGUGAUCAGAUAUCCAGUUGUAAACUCCAGCUAAGAACUUCAAACUGCAAACUUAUAAUUUGCAACCUGCUAAUCCGAAAUCAUGGAAAACUGGUCCACAAACGCGAUCAUUAACUGGAAUCAUCAUGGAAUUAUGGAGUUGCCAAGUGAAUUGGAACAUUAUGGCAGUAGCGUGAGGGAAAUGCAUUUACAACAUAAUAGAAUUCAAACUUUGCCGCCAUGGAUCACGUAUUUAAGGAAUUUGAGUGCACUUUAUUUGGAUAAUAAUAAUUUGCGGGAUAUUCCGGAGGAAAUUGGCACCUUGUCGCACCUGACUGAUCUGAACUUAAGUAGUAACAGUUUGAGCAAACUUCCGCAAGAGAUCAAAUCUUUACACAGUUUGACGAAUUUAAUCAUUACUGAUAAUAACUUGACCAAUUUGCCCGAUUUCACCCAGUUACGAUCUUUGCGACGUUUGGACGUGAGUUACAACGGCAUAAAGUGCCUGCCUCCGAGUGUCGGUGAGCUUCGAAACUUGGAAGAACUUUCCGUCGACAGCAAUCCGCUGUUCGAAUUGCCACCUUCCGUGUUUUCCUUACCACGUCUGAGGGAAUUGAGCGCAAAUUGUUGUGAUUUGCGCUGCUUACCAGCAUUACCAUUGGCCGCUGAUCCUCUGCCUAAUAUUAUUUUCAAGCUGAACCCUGCCCUGAAACAUGUACCCUUGACUCUUGAACCUCUGUUUGAUAUCAAUCCACAUAUCAGCACACGAUUUUGGACAUACGAUUCGACAGAAUUUUUCCAUCCAAGACAAAUCCAUGUAAAAGUAGUCAAUACUGAAAAUUUACCAGAAAUCGAUGUUUAUUUAUAUUCGGGUAUCAAACAUGUUUCACAAUAUUUUGCUCCAAAAAUGCCAACAUUGUUCGAAUUGGCCUUGCGGAAAACACAUGCUAUUUUGAGCAAAACCUCUUUCUUUCUGGAUGAGAAUGAAAACUGUGAUGAUGAAGAUUAUAAUGAAUUUUAUGAUAGUGAUUAUGAUGGGGAGGGUCAUUAUUAUGUGAACGGAAAAAGUUUUAUAAAAAUGACUCAUGAAGUAAUGCAUGUUGAGGAACUACCUCUACAUCUGAGUUCUCAGUUAAAAGAAGGGCCGAAUGCCGUUUGCCACAACUGCAAAAUUGGAUUGUUUGAAUAUGGAGUGCUCUGCUUUUUAAACAGGUAUGAUAAUGAGAAAUUUUAAUAUAGGAGGGAGGUGCUUGCAAGGUAGAGAGGGGCUCAAAGGUCCGCGGGUAAAUAGAUCUACUACCGAUAUCUUAAAAACAAGUAAAGUUAAAAAUUUAUUAACAACAAUAUUUGGAAGUAGAAGGAAAGAGAUUAUCAAUCAGCUAUCACUUUGAUUCUUAGGAUGAUGCUAUCAGGAGAUAAACGGCAAAGAUUGAAAAUCCAUAACAAAAGUAAUUUUUUAGGUCGUUAGAUUUUUUAUUGAGAGCACUGUUCUCUAGUUUUCGAGACCUUAAUAUAAUUUUUAAGUAUAUUUUAUGUUUUAAUACACCUAGUGUUGUUAAUUUUAAGUUAGUACCCACUAAUUGAAAUACCACCAUAAACUCACUAUAUGAAAACUUACACAUGGGUUCUGGAGUAAAAGGCCAACUGAUUUUUUACCCUGGCAAAGGUGUAAACAAUGAAAAAUACCAAAUUUAGAAGUAAAUUAAGCAAUUUUACAAGAGUUAAAUUGAAUAAAUAGUCAUUCCAACUUUGCUGGUGAACAUAUCUGAAGUACCAGAUCAAGGUCUGUGAAAAAUUAUCCCAUAAAAUUUAUAUUUUGAUUUGGUUAAAUAAUGUAGCAAUUAUUUAGUAAAAUUUCGUUAGAAUUAAAAAUAAGACUUAGACCGGGCCUAUUUUACCCCGUAUAUGGGGAGAAAAGUACCAGGUGACAAAUUUUUGAAAAACAGUUGAAAAACACAUUUCUACAAUAAUGAAUUUUGCUGAGCAUAGUCAGAUAGAUGUUUGUUUGAUAUCUGUUAUUUAUUGUGAUGUAAUCGGUUCGGUUUUCACAAUAUAAUUGCUCAAAGUCAAAUUAGACUUUUGUGCCUUGCCCUACCCAAUAUAAAGAACGAAACAAGACAUAUUUUAAUUUAUUUACAGAAUCACAGGGUUUUAAAAAAACUGGGGCUUGUUAUCUGAAAAAUGGUAUAGGGAACACUCUAAUCAUAAAAACAAAGUAUCUGUAAAUACUUUGUGAUUUUUUCAAAUGAACUUAAGACUUUGAAAAAAUUAUUACCUAUAAAACGAUCAUGUUACAUGUCGCGCAAAUUUUAAU
Ctenocephalides felis (cat flea) is the source of this 2388-nucleotide messenger RNA. RefSeq names its product erbin-like. Gene Ontology annotation, molecular function: protein binding. The transcript has 6 exons. Lineage: Eukaryota; Metazoa; Arthropoda; Insecta; Siphonaptera; Pulicidae. The record is from RefSeq and is a predicted model, not a curated record. Bases 178 to 1308 code for a protein of 376 amino acids.